This is a messenger RNA of Phaedon cochleariae (mustard beetle), 1122 nucleotides long. The record is from the annotation of a GenBank genome assembly. NCBI's taxonomy places the organism in Eukaryota, Metazoa, Arthropoda, Insecta, Coleoptera, Chrysomelidae.
AUGUUGUUAGCACCCGUGUUCGACGUUUUCCGCAAACCCAGACUCGACGAAAGCAUCACUAAAGUGGAAUGGCGUACCUAUUAUCCAUAUGUGAAAUCAUUCGAGAACAAUGAUGUCAUCGAUAUAACGGUUAAUCAAGCAGAUUCGUGGUUGGCCAUGUUUGAAGGCAUCAUUACCAUCAAGGGUAAAUUGAAGGUGACCGGUGGUGGUACUGGUACAUUAACCCACAAUGCUGGAGCUUAUCUCUUUGAUUCCUGCACCUAUGAAUUAUGUAAUGAAGAAUUGGACACUGUCAGAUAUACUGGAAUAACGAGUACUAUGCGAGGAUACUUGUGUUAUACGCCUGAAGACUCACGUCAUCUAGCAAUAGCAGGCUGGAACUAUCCCAAUGCUCCGAUCCUCAACACCGAUGUGGCAACGUGGGGCAAGCAGUCAAUCCGUUUAGUGAGAGCUCGCAAUGAUGCCAAUAGUGUGAAGGUUGUCGAGAGAGCGAAUACUGCUUUGCAAGGAUCUCCUCAGACUCAGAGUAUUGCUAAAAUAACGAUAGAAAGCAUCAAUUUGAAAGUGCCACAUCUCACACCCAACGAUGACAUAAAGUUGCAGUUGUUGACACGUAUCAAAGCAGAUGAGCCUAUGAUGAUACCGUUUCGCCGAUGGGAAUUGCACGAGCUAACAGCACUCACACAAGGAUCUACCAUAGAAAUCUGGUCCGUAAAGACAUGUUCUGCAUUGGACAACGUCACCUUGUUCGAUAAUGCCAACAUCAAAUCCAUACGAUUUGUUCUGAAUAGCGACUAUUAUCCGCAAGAACGAAUGCUAUUGGACUUUUCCCGAGACCAAUAUGCCGACGCCCACUUCAACUAUACAGAGUUCAACAAGAGCUACCAUAACUGUCAAGAAAAGCGCUCUCUAGUAAACUUUGCCGAAUUCAAAUCCCGACCAAUGUUUGUUAUCGAUUGCUCGAGGCGCCAUCUAGGCAUGAAGUCGUCUACAGUUGACAUAAAGUUGGACAUUGAAGCGACUACAGGCUUCCCUCCCGACACCAAAGCCUAUUGCAUCAUCAUUCACGAUCAAAUCAUGGAACAUCUCCCACUCAGCGAAAUUGUUCGAAAUAUUGCCUAG